Molecule: messenger RNA, 1908 nt
Organism: Closterium sp. Yama58-4
Lineage: Eukaryota; Viridiplantae; Streptophyta; Zygnematophyceae; Desmidiales; Closteriaceae
Source: the annotation of a GenBank genome assembly
AUGUCUUCGAAGCGCCCCUCGGAGCCUGAAGCCGCGCCGGGCCUAUCGUCCAUGGAGAAUCUACAACGAGUGGAACAGCGAAUAAUCGACGCUGUCAAAUGCGCAGGCAACGUCAUGCAGCUGCUCGGCCAAUCAGGACCGUCCACACCAGUAGGAGGCGGAGGUGGAGGGGGAGGUGGGCCUUCACAUCCCCACCUUCCAGGGAACGUUCACGGAAGCAUCACUGGAGGGGGAGGGCCGGGAGGGGCAAACAGGAAACCGGAAAUGGUGGCUGGGAUGUGCCAAGAGUUCAUGCUGGCAAUGCGGGAUGUUCAGGUGAUUAUGCGCAACGAGAUCCGCAUUAUGUGUGAAUACCGUUCCUAUGAGAACAGUGACUAUAUGGAGCGCUUGCUGGCAGAGCUGAGUGCUGAGAAACUGGACUGCCUGGGAAACCGCAUUCAGCAUCUUCAAGAGAUCUUGGGCAAUGAUGGUGAUGAUGAGGAAAAUGACAAAGAAAUUGAUGAUGGUGCUGGUGGUGACAAGGCGAGUGGUGGUGAUGAUGGUGAUGCAGAAAAACCCGGCACUAAGGAUGACACAGGGAAUGAAAAGACGGGGAUGGAUGAAAUGCCUGGGACUGUUAGUGGUGAGGGGCAGGAGAAGGCAGGAGAGAACGCAGAGGAGGAUGAUCAAGAAGGGGGCCGAUUAGAAGAUGAUGUUGGUUUGCCCUCAAUGUUCCUAUCCAUGCUUCCGAAAUUCGCAGCCAUGGACGACGAAGAGGCAGCGGAAAUAGCUCAGCUGCGACAGCAGCGGUCACGCCUUAAGGAGCGGCUAGAAAGUCGCAAGAAAGCCACCGCGUCUCUCGUAAACGACCUGCUGACGUCAGCUCCUAACACCGGCGCAAGUGGCGGAAUAUCCGCUGCGCGUCGCUCGCCUUCAAUUGACGAGCUUCCGCCUGUCGUGGCGACGAACACGCCGUUGAUGGCAACGGGUUUAACCACCAGCGCGAAUGCCGGCGGCGGCGGCGGAGGCGGAGGAAGAUCUGACGUAUCAGGCAGCGAAGGUCGCGACGACGGAGGCGACUCGAACGUCAGCUCGGGCGCUGCGGGAGCCACCGAGGCAACAGCUGGCACGUGCAAGUACGUGCAUUAUGAGUUGGACCCAGUGCCAGACGGAGCGCCCUACGGGGCCAUGAUCCCCCCAGGGGCCGCCCUUCCCCCCGCCGCCGCUGCUGCAGCCGCUAUGGGCAUAUUUGGCCCGCAUGGGGGGCCAAUGGGGCCGCACGGUAUGCAUGGGGCGGGCAUGCCCCCUGUGGUGCAGAUCAACUCGUUUGGGCAGUACAUCCCGUCGACCAUUCCACGGCCGUUCGACCGCCCUCCCCGACCGGAAUACUGCUCUCAGGUGGAGUUGGGGGAAGCACAGUGGGUGAACUGUGACAUCCGCAACUUCCGCACGGACAUUCUGGGGCAGUUUGGGGUCAUCAUGGCGGAUCCUCCGUGGGACAUUCACAUGGAGCUGCCUUAUGGCACCAUGGCGGACGAUGAGAUGCGAACUCUCAACGUGCCGGGCUUGCAAACGGAUGGGCUGAUCUUCCUGUGGGUGACAGGGCGUGCUAUGGAGCUGGGGCGAGAGUGUUUGGAACUGUGGGGAUACCGGCGAGUCGAGGAGCUGAUUUGGGUGAAGACGAAUCAGCUGCAGCGCAUCAUUCGCACGGGGCGCACGGGGCACUGGCUGAACCACAGCAAGGAGCACUGCCUGUCCGAGAGACCAGCAGAAAGCCCGACGAGCUGGAUCUCACUGGGGAAUCAGCUGGACGGCACACGCCUUGUGGAUGCUGACUUGCGCAAGAGGUUCAAGGAGGUUUACCCAGAUAUUGAAAUCCAGCCUCCAGACCCACCAUCUGAGGAUGCCCCAGCUGCCAACACAAAAUGA